Molecule: messenger RNA, 1590 nt
Organism: Limulus polyphemus (Atlantic horseshoe crab)
Lineage: Eukaryota; Metazoa; Arthropoda; Merostomata; Xiphosura; Limulidae
Exons: 2
Coding region: 46-393 (115 amino acids)
Source: RefSeq, a predicted model, not a curated record
AAGAAACUGAAAAGGAAAAAAGAAUUGGAGAGAGAAAGGGAACUAAUGAACCGAAGACAGAACGAAACACCGUUCCGAGUGCCAACAGACGGUGAAACAAGAAUCAUCCACAUUCGGGGCAGAAGCCGCUCCAAUAGCAACCAGAAUAACUUGGGGCGAGGAAUGUCACCACUGCAUCCACGUCCCGAGGCCGAACGUUGGGAAUAUAGACCAAGGUACAAUGGAGCAAGUUACAGAAGAACGGAACCAAUGCCUUUCCCAUUACAUGGAGUUGAUUAUCGUCCCUCUCGACAUUAUCCCUACUCUCGUGGGCGAGGUCAGCCACCAAAUCCUGCAGAGUAUCGGCCUACUGGAAGUCAGCCAGACAUUGUAGAAGCUUACACUGCUUUAUAGUCAUAAUUGGUUCAUCUUUGAUGAAUGCUCAUUUUUUAAGGUUUGUUUAGAUAACAGCUGGACAUUUGUAAACUUUUAAUUCAAUAUAUUGUUGUGAUAUUGAUCGUUAUGGUUGAUUACACUGGUGUACAGAAACAAAUCUUUUAUGAUGUCGUUGGGUGUAAAAUACUUAUCGCAAACAUUUUCCCCCCCUCUUUGAACAAACGAUCUUUUUAUACGAUAAAGUUAAUGACUUAAAUCCUAACUUCUGAAUUUCAGUCUGUAUUGUUUUAUGUUUUCUUUAAAUCACUGUCUUAGUAUUUGUAUAUUGUAAGUUAUCAGAACAGAUUGUUGAUUGUAAUUAUAAUAGUGAUUGCUGACUUUGGAAUUAACAAAAAUUGUUGACCGGUGUUAAUAUUGACCUGUUCUUGUUUCAGAAGACCAAAUUGCACAAACCAGGCCUUAUGUUAAGGUAUCGUUUGUUUACGUGUUAUCAAAGUAGACGUUCUUUCUUAACAACUUAUUGACCUCAUCUAUUUCCAUAGAUGACCAGUAUAUCAUCAGUUUAAAAACUGAGUAGUUGGACAUUACUCUACAGCAAUAAUUGACAAAACUUGUGUCUCCUUUCCUAAUACAUAUUUUGCUUCACUCAAGACUUAUUAACAUUGAUUUCUUUUAAACAUCUUCGUUUGUCACUCGUGUAUUUCAUGUCUUCAGUUAUAUUUGUUGUUUCUUGACCUAUUUUAUAAGUCUUGCCUGUGAUAUUCUGAAUAUUUCAGAGAUUUUAUUUGAUUUUUGAAUGGCUUGAUGUGAAAGUUAUACUUAAAAAAUAUUUUUUAAUCAAUGACAAGAACAGAUCCAUCUAGCGUUUCAGUAACUGGUGAAAUAAACGUAGUUAUUAAUUGUGUAAAAUGUUUCAACAAUAUAUUGAUGAAGUGUUUGUAGCUAAGAAGAGUUGGCUGUAUUUAACUCAUCAAAAUUAAUGAUUGUACAAUAACAUAACAGGGUGCUGUUGUAGCUCAAAUCCCAGGUGGAAACACACACGUUACUUAAUGAAUGUUUUAUACUUUCUUUAAUUGAGUUCUCUUUGUUGUCCUGUUAAAUAACUGGUUUAUUUGACUAGUAUUGACAGUAAAUGUGUCAUAAAGUUUUAUGGAAGACAGACUGUAUCAGCAAACAAGUCCUUUUUUCUGUCACUAUGCGUGUUGAAUUUUUUCC